UGUUCUAGAACCGUUCUCGCCCCAGGUCUACCAGCCGUUCAGUUCAGUUACCAGCCGUCCACUCACUUCUGUUUUGUUUGGCUGUCGGAUAAUUCAAGUCAAAGGUUAAGAACUUAUUUCAACCCAGAGCAGAUCAACAGAUCAACAGAUCAACAUGUCCUCCUCAGAUUUGACCAAAGAGGAGCUUGAAGAUGUCCGUGAGGUGUUUGACCUGUUCGACUUCUGGGACGGCAGGGACGGUCUGAUUGACGCGGUCAAGGUCGGUGACCUCUUGAGGUGUGUCGAGCUCAACCCCACACUGGCCCUCAUCAAACAGUGGGGAGGCACCGACAAGCCAAGUGAAAAACAAUAUUCGUACGAAGAGUUCCUGGCCAUCUACAAGCAGACGAAGAACGUCAAGGAGUGGGGAACGUUUCGGGACUUCGAGGAGGCUUUCAAGUCCUUCGACAGGGAAGGUCAAGGUUACAUCAGCGCGGCAGAGAUGAGGCAUCUGCUCACAGCCAUGGGUGAGAGGCUGACAGACGAGCAGGUGGAUGAGAUCAUCAAACUGACCGACAUCACCAUCGACCUGGAGGGAAACGUCAAGUAUGAAGAUUUUAUCAACAAAGUGAUGUUGGGCCCGAGAAUCUAGAUGUUUGUUGAUGUGGCUUUGAUGGUGGUCGAGACUUGAAGGAGGGCAGCUCGACUGGCCAGAUUUUUAAGACUUUCUCAACCAAACCCAUCAAUGGCUGUCUCAUCGUUUGGCCAAAUAACUUUUUCAUACCACGCUGCGUGCCACAGUUCAUCUAUCUCCUGUUUUGGUUAGAGGCUGCACAUUUCAGGCUGCACAUGUCAGUGGCUGCACAUUUCAUGGCGCUCCAGUAUGACGUAGCUUUACAUCAGGUAGCGGGCUGGAUGCAACCACCCGACACAGUCAAGGAAAUUGAAGGAUAAUUAAUUAAGCUAAUUAACUUCAAACCAAGCCGCUAGUCUGAUGAUUCCAGAAUUUAGGUCAGACAGGGCUGGUCUGCUUCUCCCCGUAGUUAUACUGGAACACACGCAAUGUUUUGGCGCCAAAAUUGUCUGAUUGUAUGAUGUCGUCUGCUGAUGUUUUCUGAUGAGAUGAAUACUAAACCUAAGCUAGAACAACUAUGGCUAACUUUAGCUAGCUUGGCUAACAUUGGCUAUGUUAGGCUAACACAUGUUAAGUUUAUGUAACAUUGGCUAUGUUAGGCUAACACAUGUUAAGUUUAUGUAAAUUAAUGCCUUACUGCAGCUUUGUCCGCUACGUGCGAUCAUAUUCCGCUAUUGACACAUUUUUUUUACAUCAUAUUCCGCUAUUGACACAAUUAUUUUUUUACAUCUCUUGAGGAAUGGGACCAAGUGGGUUUUUUGCCUGGAAAUUCCAAUAGACACGAUGUUGCACACGACACAAUAUUACACACGACACAAUUUUGCACACGACACAAUGUUAUUCGCCUUCGUAUCUGUGAUUUCAAAAUAUCGGAAGUAGAGUUCAAUGAAAUGAUUUUUUUUACUGCUAGAUGCAUAUUUUAAUGUCUAAAUCAUUUUCCAAUUGAAAGAAGUUAAAUAUGUAGAAAAGACCAGUUUACCAAAAGGAAGAUUGUACCAUUGGAUUCUGUCUUGAAUAUUUUUACCAAAAAGUAAAAUAAUUUUUUAAACAUUUGAUUGAAUUUUCCUCUAACCUUGAUCCUGGAUAAAUCCUUGACCUUUCAUCUCCACAUAUAAACUGGCCACUAGUUUUUUUUAAACCAGCUAGAACUUUAGGCCAGAAAUAUUUGUCAGAACAUGUCAUGUCAGAACAUGUCAU
Messenger RNA from Physella acuta, 1810 nucleotides. RefSeq names its product myosin essential light chain, striated adductor muscle. Lineage: Eukaryota; Metazoa; Mollusca; Gastropoda; Physidae. Gene Ontology annotation, molecular function: calcium ion binding. The record is from RefSeq and is a predicted model, not a curated record. Gene Ontology annotation, cellular component: muscle myosin complex.